Molecule: messenger RNA, 753 nt
Organism: Marmota flaviventris (yellow-bellied marmot)
Lineage: Eukaryota; Metazoa; Chordata; Mammalia; Rodentia; Sciuridae
Gene: Rspo2
Product: R-spondin 2
Source: RefSeq, a predicted model, not a curated record
AUGCAGUUUCGCCUCUUCUCUUUUGCCCUCAUCAUUCUGAACUGUAUGGAUUACAGCCACUGCCAAGGCAAUCGAUGGAGACGCAGUAAGCGAGGUGGGUCCCUCUCAGCUGAAGCUAGUUAUGUAUCAAAUCCCAUUUGCAAGGGGUGUUUGUCUUGUUCAAAGGACAAUGGGUGCAGCCGAUGUCAACAGAAGUUGUUCUUCUUCCUUCGAAGAGAAGGGAUGCGCCAAUAUGGAGAGUGCCUGCAUUCCUGCCCAUCAGGGUACUAUGGACACCGAGCCCCAGAUAUGAACAGAUGUGCAAGAUGCAGAAUAGAAAACUGUGACUCUUGCUUUAGCAAAGACUUUUGUACCAAGUGCAAAGUAGGCUUUUACUUACAUCGAGGACGUUGCUUUGAUGAAUGUCCAGAUGGUUUUGCAUCAUUAGAUGAGACCAUGGAAUGUGUGGAAGGAUGUGAAGUUGGUCACUGGAGCGAAUGGGGAACUUGUAGCAGAAAUAAUCGCACGUGUGGAUUUAAAUGGGGUCUGGAAACCAGAACACGGCAAAUUGUUAAAAAGCCAGCAAAAGACACAAUACCAUGUCCAACCAUUGCUGAAUCCAGGAGGUGUAAGAUGGCCAUGAGGCACUGUCCAGGAGGGAAGAGAACACCCAAGGCAAAGGAGAAGAGGAACAAGAAGAAGAAGAGGAAGCUGAUAGAAAGAGCUCAAGAGCAACACAGUGUCUUUCUAGCUACAGACAGAGCAAACCAAUAA